This is a messenger RNA of Truncatella angustata, 1969 nucleotides long. RefSeq names its product NADH:flavin oxidoreductase/NADH oxidase. The coding region runs from base 404 to 1642 and encodes 412 amino acids. Gene Ontology annotation, molecular function: FMN binding; oxidoreductase activity. NCBI's taxonomy places the organism in Eukaryota, Fungi, Ascomycota, Sordariomycetes, Amphisphaeriales, Sporocadaceae. The transcript is spliced from 4 exons. The record is from RefSeq and is a predicted model, not a curated record.
UAAUCAAGGGGUUUGUAGUUUGCACGCUUAUGACUAACCGGUUCUCGCUGUUCGGACACUUUUCUCUCGGAUAUCGGGAAUCGGCUGUGACGUCUUGAAAUAGUUAGAGUGACUUCGUCGUGCUAACUUAAUCCCAAAUUGCUCGACAGCGCAGUGAAAUCGGCGCAACUUGACGCCGCCGCGGAUACACGUUUCACGCCGCAAGACCGUACGGAGAUUUUAACGUACGGGAUCAUCCCGUGAGGAAUGCCAAAGAAUGCUGAAUAAUUGUGACAUUGGACGACAGAAAACUGCGUUAGUUGUAAUCUCAUGCUGUCCACGUUCCUACUGCAAUAGUAUAUAUGCGUGUGCUGCGACCAUUCAUACUGUAGAAAUUCGGAGAUAACCUGAAACAACAACCACGAUGGCAGAUUUACACAUUGCGCAGCCUCUCACUUUGUCAUGCGGCUUGACGCUGCCCAAUCGGCUUGCCAAUGCCGCCAUGGCAGAACAGAUGGCAGACAAACAGGGAUUGCCAAACAACAAAAGUAAUCGACCGUAUGCGGAAUGGGCGAAGGGCAAUUGGGGCAUGGUGUUGACCGGGAACGUCCAAAUCGAUACAAAGUACCUCGGCGCUCCUGGAGACACUGUUUUUAACGAAAACAUCGAGUAUUCCAAGAUGCUGGAGGCCUGGAAAGUCUGGGCCAAGGUGUGCAACUCGCAUGGCACGCCGACAGUAGUUCAGAUCAAUCACCCGGGUAGACAGUCACCUCUCGGCGCAGGCUCUCGGGGGUUUUUCGCAAAGAACCUCGCCCCUAGUGCAAUACCGUUGGAUUUUGGUCCUGGACUGGUAUCAAAAAUCGUCACUUCCGUCGUGUUCGGAACACCUAAGGAGAUGACAAAGACAGAUAUUGACGAUGUAGUCAAGCGCUUCGCCAGGACGGCCCGUCUUUCUGCGGAGGCAGGAUUCGCUGGUGCAGAGAUCCAUGCCGCGCAUGGGUAUCUAUUGGCACAAUUCCUUUCUGAGAAGUCCAACCAGAGGACGGACGACUAUGGUGGCUCGCCAGCUGCAAGAGCCAAGAUUGUUGUCGAAGUAGUCAAGGCCAUGAGAGAAGCAACCCCUAAGGGAUUCUGCGUCGGUAUCAAAUUGAACUCAGCAGAUCACCAGUCACCACAGGAAUUUAGUGCUUGCAGAGAACAGGUGAAGCUCAUCGCAGCCGCUGGUGUUGACUUCUUAGAGAUCAGUGGUGGAUCAUAUGAAAACCCAACGAUGAACACAGGUAUCAUCAAUGAUGAGAAGCCAAAAUCGGAACGCACGAAAGCUCGUGAAGCGUUCUUCCUCGAGUUCGCACACGCGAUCCGACGGGAAGUUCCUGACGUGCCUUUGAUGGUGACUGGAGGUUUCCGAACGAGGCAAGGUCUGGAAGCCGCAGUACGUGAAGGAGGCUGCGAUCUUGCUGGUAUUGGUAGACCUGCGACAAUCAACGCCGUCUUGCCAAAAGAAGUCAUCUUUAACUCGGCAGUAAAGGACGAAGAUGCGACUUUCAAUGUGAAGAAGAUACAGCCACCGUGGUUGAUGACAAAGCUUGGUCCUAAGGCACUAGGUGCUGCAGCUGACAGCGCCUACUACCAAGCUUUACUCCAAAAGAUUGGCUUGCCCUGAUUGAGCGGUAUUUCUCCUGCCCGGUUCAUAGUUGCACGCGCAUUAAUGUAGUUGGAGAAGUCGUGUUUUAUUCUCUUUAAUAGAUUUUGCACUAGAUUAGACCUGUGUUUUAUACCCACCAUAUUUUGCAGAGAUGAAAUCUGGGAAUUAUCAUUGUCGUACCUUUUCUUUCUUUGGGUUGUUUUCCCUCGAACCGUUCGUGUAGCACUUCACCCCAACUGUAUUAGUGGACCAAAUUCGAGCCGCACCCAUGUAGGUGGCUAACGUUAGAGGGAUGGGGGCGCAUCUUAUCUCGUGACUAGCCAACCUUAAAAAAUUAAAUCCAUC